Molecule: messenger RNA, 2716 nt
Organism: Marasmius oreades (fairy-ring Marasmius)
Lineage: Eukaryota; Fungi; Basidiomycota; Agaricomycetes; Agaricales; Marasmiaceae
Exons: 6
Coding region: 29-2011 (660 amino acids)
Biological process (GO): negative regulation of TOR signaling; regulation of cell cycle
Cellular component (GO): TSC1-TSC2 complex
Source: RefSeq, a predicted model, not a curated record
GGACGACACCGACAACGGGAGGGUACUCAUGCCAGAAGUAUCCGGGAUGGAACUCGCAGAGUUAUCCCGUCAAGUUCGCCUCGUUUGCGAGUCUGCUCUUUCUCAGGCAGACUUACUCGCCUCAGCAGACGAUUUUGUUGAAUCCUCGUUAUUGUCCUCAGACAUCGAAACCAUUUCUUCGCGCUUGGAUCAAGAGCUACAAUCCGUAUAUGUCGAGGUCGUCGACCAUUCUCCUUCACAUGUCCAAUUAUUUCUCGCCUUACUCUUCCACGUCAAGUCACUGUUAAGUCCUUCAUCCAUAAUCUCAUCCUGGUUUGACCUCGUUCUUCGUCCCGCCCUCCGGCUCCCCAAAUUGUCAACACCCGCGGUACAGCAGGCGAGAGAGCUGGUCCUGUUUGCACUCUCCUCCGAUAAAUUAGCGUGUCAAAAGAAAGUCGUUGAGUUCAGGCGGCGUGUCUUGGACCUUUACCUGCUCGAUGCUUUCAAUGAGGUUUCUGACGAGGAUGUGUUGGAAUGGGCUGAGUUGGAUGGUGCUGAGAGGGAGAAGAGAGCAUUUUGGAAGUCCAACCUUGAAGAGAUACUACUGAGAUUGGGUGAAUCUAGGCCCAUUGAGCUUCUCAAUGAAAUCAAUAAUCAUUUCAUCGUUCCAACUUCCCGGCUACAACUAAUGAUCUUCGUGAACAUGUACAUAUCCGCGCCAUCUUUUACGCCUUCUACAGCAGCUAUCCUCGUCGAACACUCCCUUAUGGAGAACCUUAUUCGCUCGCUACUACUAGACAUUUCCACUACCGCCUGCACGAUCGGUCUCAUCGUCCUCACAAAACUGAUUCCUAUCUUCGCGGUCCAUACUUCUUCCAACCUUACAGCAAUGAUCCAUCACUUAUUUGCUGUCCUUGCUCGUAUUUUGUGCUGGCAACCAAGAUCCAUUUCUCCCCUCACACAGCCGGGGCUUUCUUCGACAGACAGCGACAGCUGGGAGGAGGAAUUCAAGGAAAUGGAUACUUCUUCUUUUUGUCCACGACACGAACUCGACUGGCAGCCAUUGGACUUGGCAUUCGAUGGCCCGUCAUCUGUUCCCGAUUGUCGGAGAUACUUUGGUUUCCUUUAUUACCUCUUCCCCUGCAACCUGUUAAAGUUCCUGCGAGACCCAGUGCACUAUUUCGGUGACAGCAAAUUCAAAAGUCCAUAUCAGCUUGAUUGGAGUGGUGUCCUCAAUGAAACGAGAAUUCGGUCCUUAUCGGGGUAUCUCUUUCGGAGACACAUCAUACAUCCAAGGUUGUUAUGGCAUGAUGCUGACGGAGAGCUAACCGGCCGAUGCUUUUGGGCAAAAUACGACGUAGCUCAGAUUGCCACAGAGGCCACAAUGCUUGAUAUUGGAAACACCUCCCUCGCCUUCCGUGAAAGGCUUAGGCAGGACACGCGCAAGACCCCCCUCGAUGAAGUCCCUCAGGACGUCGACCGACGCCACCUGCUGCUACUCCAGAACAUGGUAGAAACGACGGCUCUUCCAAAAUUCAGCCUUGAUAUCGAAACCCUUACUUCGCAUUGGUCCUCCCAACAGCAGAACAUCGAUAUAGAACAUAUGGGUGUUCUAGAACCCUCCAGUAGCGAGAACGGUCCUGUUUUGCCUCAUAUUGGACGACCGGUCUCUGAUCUCCAGCGACAAGUCCUCCUCCUUCGAAACAAGUUAAAUUUUGAGCUUUGGCUGGCACGAGAAAACGUCAAGCACAUUGGCAGAUUGUAUCAAGACCACACCGUUACUCAGAAUGCUGAAGUCGAGCGCCAAGGUUUGUAUAACAAGUUGAGAAACUAUCGUACUCAAGUAGUCCGACUUGAAUCCGAAUUACGCGAAAACAAGGAACAGAUGUCUUCCGCCAAGAGUAAGUAUAUGGACUGGAAUAGCGAGUUACAGAAAAAGCUGCGGGAACUGCGGGAUGAAAAGAAAGCAUGGCUUGCUGAGGCUGCUGAGCUCCGCUCAGAUUCAACUAAAGCGGCAGUAAGUCAGGUUUGACUUGCACAUGCAGUUGUGUGUUGCUGACGAAAAAUUUAAGGACCUCUUUGAGGCUCAAGGCAAACUCCUAUCGGAGGCAAACAGAGACGUUUUUCAGUUGCAAACACAGAAGAAGGAAACACAGCACAAGAUCGACCGACUGCAUGAUUACGAAAAGCGGAUUGAACAACAUCUGAAAAUGCAAUCCUUGUGGUGAGUGGAUGUCGUGAUCAAUUCUGUAGUGACUUUAUCCGUUUUUCAGGAGCGAAGACUUUGACCGAUUCAACGAGCGGAGCAAAGAACUUGAAAUAGUGAAAAGUCAGAAUAAGCAGCUAAAAUUGCGACUACAAAGCCUUGAAGCGACUCACCAAGGAUUGGAACGCGAUAACGAGCAGAUCCAAGCUUUGGAACACCUUUCACCGCCUUCACCGCCAAGGCAGCAUCCAUUUUCCGAGGCACGCAAACGGCAAUAUACUGCUUUUACUGAAGAGUCCUACCUUGCUCUACGUGAACAGAACUCGGAUUUGCGCGAGGAGGUAGAGGAGCUGAGAGCUAUGGUAGAGGUCUUGAGAGGGCAAGUAGAAGGUAGACAAGGGUUAAUAGUGGAACCACGGACAGCUCCUACGAGUCCAUUGUUGUGAUACAUGUAAACUAAACUGCUGUAUACGUGAUAACUGUCUUCUGGCACUUUCUAGCGGGUGCUGUACACGCGAGUCUGUGAGUUGC